Molecule: messenger RNA, 17373 nt
Organism: Eurytemora carolleeae
Lineage: Eukaryota; Metazoa; Arthropoda; Copepoda; Calanoida; Temoridae
Gene: HERC2
Product: E3 ubiquitin-protein ligase HERC2
Exons: 43
Coding region: 1393-16560 (5055 amino acids)
Biological process (GO): protein ubiquitination
Molecular function (GO): ubiquitin-protein transferase activity; protein binding; zinc ion binding
Source: RefSeq, a predicted model, not a curated record
UAAUUUUUAAAUCUUUUAUUAUAAUAAGAAUUUAUAGGGAAAGAAGAUGAUAAAUGUGAGACAGUCAUUUUACUUCUGUACACUCUGCCCUUUCAAGGGUAAGACCAAGGCUGAGCUGCAAGAGCACAAGAUGUUCACAAUCCACAAUAAGAAGGGUGGAACCGUCACCAUCAAACAUAAUCCUCUCAAACCCAAGAAAGUUUUUUAAACAUCACUUUGAAUAACCUCAUAGUAGCCUCUACACUGGUUCUAAACAGCCUCUGCACUAGUUCUUAACAGCCCCUACACUGGUUCUUAACAGCCUCUGACAAACCCAAAAAAAUAUUCUAAACACGAUCUUUAUUAGCAUCGCAACAGCCUCUUCACUGGUUCUUAACAUCCUCUGCACUAGUUCUUAACAGCCUCUACACUGGUUCUUCACAGCCUCUGCACCAGUUCUUAACAGCCUCUACACUGGUUCUUCACAGCCUCUGCACUAGUUCUUAACAGCCUCUACACUGGUUCUUAACAGCCUCUGCACUAAUUCUCAACAGCCUCUGACAAACCCUUGACAAUUUUCUGAAGAAGACCUUUAAUAGUCUAAUAAUAGCCUCUGACAAACGCAUCACUCAUUACAGUUUCUGUGCCGCAUGUUUUUAACUGGCUCUAGAAUGAUUAUUCACUUGUAUUAUUUACAGCCUUAUAAAUGGUUUAAAACACUGAUACAAUGGUCAGCAACAUCUUCUAGACGGUCUAUUUACACUCAAAAAGCAAUUUAAUUAAACUAUACGUUUGUCAACUGUAUAGUACUGCAUAAUGUACAGUACAGUGUACGGUGUACAUGGAAUAUUAUGAUUUAUCUAUUUGCAAUUUUUAUUCUUUGUAUAAGAAGCUUGUAUGAAUAUAAUUUCAGAUUUUGGCAUUGUACAUAUAUAAAUAAUUGCUUUGCAUUUGUGUCUUAUGUCUAAUUACAUUGUUUUCUUUGUACUCUCUCUUGUUUAGAAGAAUUUUAUUGCAAUGCAGCUUUUAAAAGUCGAUCACGUUUUUUUUAACAUAAGGGUAUAUUUUUAUUAAAGACAAUAGACCAUAAAUUUACUUUAAUUAAUUCCAAAAACUUUAUGAAAUUUUCUCAAUUGUGAAUCAGUUUUGUUGUUAUUAUUCUAUAAACAUUCAAGGCAUUAUAAAUAAUAUAGAAUGAUUUCGUUGCAAAAAUAUAUCUAACGUUUAGCAGGCGCCAAUGACGCGCUAGGAAUUUCAUAAAUCAAAGUCUGUUUUUUAACCAAAUGUUUCUGUAAAAUGUUGUUUUGUCUGAAUUAUUUUGAAUAUCUACAAAGUACAAAUUUCAGAAAAUAAUGUACAUAUCUAAACUGCGUUAGCAAACAACUGUGAUAAAAUCACAAUAAAUUUACAGGGAUGUCGGGUGGACUUAGUUUAAAGUCCCAAGUAAGAUUGGACCCGAAAUGGUCUGGAACAGAUAUAGGACGAAUGUUGACAAGGGAUGGAUUAAGCCAGCUCUGGAAUGAGAUGGUGAAGGAUGGAGAACUUCAACAGAGAAUACUUCCGGAUCACAAUCUCAGUGAGGGACUGAACAGUGAUCGAAUUGAUACGUUUAAACCUUGCUGCGGACAGCUGGGAUCAAAUUGCAGCUGUUCUGAGGGUAUCUGUAGCUGUCCUUGUAUCUCCUGUUCCUACAAGCACACGGAACAGGAUGUUUCUCCAUCCGUCCCGUCUCAGGAUAUCAUUCAAUCCUGGACCUGGGGAGAUACUCCUUCCGUCCAAGGAUUGCAGAAUUGUUUGAGUGCAGUGGUUGGGGAGCAAAGAGAACUGUGUAACGGUGCUGCUGGGACAACUUUAUCCUCCCUUAGGUUAAGUCAACGGCUGGUCAUCCUUCAGCGGUAUCUGACGGCGUUAAAGAGAACUACAUCCCCUUUGCAGGCUGGCGAAGCAAAAGCCGUCACAGAAACACCAAGGAAGCCUAAUAAUGAAUGUGCUCCGAGCAGCGAGCGCGCAACUCUAGGACUCGCACGUGUUGGUUCUCGUGCUGCGCUCAGUUUUGCAUUUGCUUUCCUGAGACGUGCCUGGAGGUCAGGAGAGGACCAGGAUCUGUGCUCUGAGCUCCUUUAUGAGUCCCUGGAUGCGUUGAGAUCUCUACCUGAAGCCAGCCUGUUCCAAACUGACUCCGUGUCGAGGGUUUGGUUAGAAGUGGUGGAUAGAGCGGAUUCAUUCCUUAAACAGAAUUUGUGGAACAGUAACACCAGGGGGACUCAGAACCACCGGAAUGAUGUAACAAGUAAUUCAGCGCCUCUUCUACCUGUCCUAAACCGGUUCAAGGCCAUUAAACAAAACAAAUGUUUUGAGGGCUCUAGCUGGAAUCAUGAUGAACCAGAGAGAUAUAAUCCUUGCGAAACAUUUCUACAAUAUCUAGAUUAUCCACAGGAUGAAACCAGGAAUAUUGAUUUGAAACUGGCAGCUGUGACAUUGAUGUGUGAACUGGAUCGUUUAGCUCGACCUCUAGCCCCACCCCUUCCAUCCUCAUCUUCAUCCUCAUCCUCCUCAUCCUCAUCCUCAUCCUCUUCUGGGAAACAAGAGAUUGGAUAUUGGGGACCCGGACGAAUUGAAACUGAGCUAGAAGGAAUAGGCGUUAAAUCAGUUGUUCUUCUUGACAAACUUGUAUACGCAGUUACAGGAGAAGGCCGAAUAAUAGUUUUGAACGUUAAUACGCCAGGGAAAGAAGUAGAAUCGAUAAAUACAAGGAGUAUGGAUGAGCGGAAAACCAAGGUUGUGAAUAUAACCGCAGCGUGUGACGGAAAACAUUUUUUGCUGUUAACAGAGCACGGAGAGGAAGGAGAGCUUUAUACAUGGGGUAAAGGCAACUAUGGAAGACUGGGACAUGGAACAGUUGAUGACUGUCUUGUACCAACUCUAGUAUCCGCCCUGGCUGCCCAUAGGGUUGUUGAUGUAGCAUGUGGGACAGGAGAUGCUCAGACCCUAGCUCUAACCAGUGAGGGAGUAGUUUACUCCUGGGGAGAUGGAGACUAUGGGAAGCUAGGUCGGGGAGGAAGUGAUGGUUCAGGAAUUCCCAGGAUGGUAGAUAGAUUGAUGGAUCUGGGUGUAACCAAGGUAUAUUGUGGAUCUCAGUUCUCUGCUGCUCUAACCAGCUCCGGGAAGGUUUACACCUGGGGAAAGGGUGACAACUUCAGGUUAGGACACGGUUCCGAAGAUCAUGUCAGGUUUCCUAAACUGGUCGAAAACCUCGGUAGCGACAUCGUGGAUCUAUCAGUCGGGUGCAUGCAUGUGGUUGCAGUUAGUAAGGAAGGGAAACUUUAUGGUUGGGGGAAGAAUGAUAUGUCCCAGCUGGGAUACCUUAAUAACUCCGUCCCAACCCCAACCAUUCUCUCCAACCUUAAUACUAACUACGUGAGUAUAGUUUGUGGAGCUAACAACACCAUAGCCUGGACCAAUCUAGACUCAUGGUCUGUUCCUCUUCGUGCACCAUUCGUCAUUGAUAUCAGUGAGGAAACAUUCCGUUGGUUGGAUUCUCUGCUAGCUGAGAUCUGGGAGGGUUUGGAUGGAAAAUCAGGAAUACCUCCACGACAAGAGGAGGAGUGUCUGGCCUGCGCUUCUCUUAGUAUACUUAAACUACAAAUGUUGGCUGUGCGACAUCACAACACAAACCUGGCUGGGUUGGGUUUAAAACAGGGUUCCGCCCUGCUCUCCUCUCUCAAGAAGAAGGUGGUUGAGUUGGCCAGUAACUCUGGGGUCCUGGAGACUAUACAGUUCGAGGCUCAGCAGGUGCUGGAAGCAUCUUGGAUGAUUCUUCUUCCCACAGCAGAUGAGAGAGCCAGAGCUUUAUCUACUUUGCUCCCUAGUCAGAACACUGAGACGGCUGGGCAAUCAGUCGGCAGGAAGUUUAUGACCGAUUUACUUGUUUCUAGUCUCAUGGCUGAUGGAGGAUUAAGAACAGCGCUUCGUGGAGCAAUUAGAAUGGAGGUGAAGGAGCUGGAAGAGGUUUCGGAAAAGGAAGGAAGUGACGGCACUAAAGAUAAACCUUUUGGAGAUGAACUUAUGACGGAGCAGGCACAACUGGAGUCGGAAACAAAGCGUGCUGCUGAAGCUUCUACUUGGGAAGAUCGUUCCUCCACUAUCCCUCUUCUCUACCUCGUUAAACAACUGAUGAAGAACUCCUCUGCCCAGGCGCUGUCCAAGCUGCAGGCACUCAACAUGGACCUCAUCUCAUCCUCAAUCUCCGAGGAUAUACUAGACUCUCAGAAAACUGAAAGCUCUCCAAGUCUCAAACUCCUGAUCAAGUUCCAGAGGUUGUUAGUUGCUGAACUCUACUCCUCCGGUCCUGAUAACUCCGGGGAUGGAGAACAGGAGCUGGACGGAGUUCUAGCUUUACUCCGGAAAUAUCUUCAUUAUCUCUGCUGUCACGUUCUUGAACUGUUACCAACAGCAACAGCUACUAGUUCCCUGAGUCAGCGUCAUUUCCUGGCUGUAUCAAGUAUCCUGGAUCAUGAUCUGGUUGGGGUUCUUCUCCCAGAGCUGGUUAUCUCUCUCAUCCUUCUUCAAAUAGAGAAAUCGAGUAUUUUCAAUAAGAUUGAAAUCAUCCCAGGGCUCACAUGUCUCAUGGAAUCUUUAGACAAGUUUAACCGGAAGGCCCCUGGUUAUGAUAAAGAAGAAUGUGAUGACCUGGCCUGGCAGGGUCUCUCUACCGGUCAACUCUCCCCUCGACCUGAAGAUACAACCCUGAUACGGAAACCAGACCUUGAGAAUCAUAACAAGGACGGUGGCCUAUGGGUUGUUAUAAACGGUAAGGUUUAUGAUAUCCAGGAUUGGAAAGGACAAGCUCCUUGUGGAGCUGAAUAUUUGCAACAGUUCUCCACCCUUGAUGCAACUCAGCAGUUCCAGAUGGUCAAUCAUUCAAAGCACGCUCUCAACAUGAUGAACUCAUAUCUUAUCGGUAAUUUGAUCAUCCCUGAACUGGAGUCUAGCUCCGGGUUCGAUGUUUCCACCUUCUCCUCCCCGUUUAUGGACCUAGAGAGAAACAUUGCUACAUUCCUUGGGUUGCAUUGUAACCGUCUUGUUUCCAGUAUUCCGGAGCAACCCGAGGAAAAACUGUCUUCCACCUUUCUCAAGCAGGAUUUCCUCAAGGGAGGAAUCCACGCAAUCUUUACACCAAAUCCGUUCGAUGACGAGAAGGGCGAAACGCACAGUUUGAGCUCGGCGGCCGUGACUCCCCUCUCAGGGGUAACGCCCACUGAGCCACGCCCAGCUGAAAACCAGAUCUCAGGAUAUGAUUCCGAGUUGAGUCCCGAGUUUCUCAUCAAAUGUCUUAUGGAGAGCAGUACGAACAAUCAGUAUUUGCGAAUUUUUCUCUCUCUUCUGGACCGAUUGUCCCGGAAGCACGUGAUGCCGAUGCACAUGGACUUCCCUUCCGAUCAUCCUGUAGAGGAGGUGGGGCGACAUCUUCUAGCAGUGCUACUUAAACAUCAGGGGUUAGCGGAAGUAUCUGUUGUAAUGAUAAAAAAUGAAAUAGAUAAUCCUGGAGAACUCUCUAAACUGAUAAAUCCUCUGGAGGAAUGCGUCAGAGCUACGCAACAGACUAAGUGGAAACUAAUCCGUGCUCGUCAAGAGCAGGUUAAAUCCUAUAAAGAGGUGUGUGCCCCGGUUCUAGAGAGAUGCAGGUCAGCUUAUUUGACACAAAUACUCUUUAAAACAAUGAUACUGUACAAGGAAUCCCGGUUUCGAUCCCUUGUCCGCUCCGUGAUCCAGCAGAGGAGAGAGAAAACCCUUCCUUUUAUGAGCAGACCUGAGGAUAUACUUAAUGUUAGCAUUCAAAGCCAGGAUCUAAUGAACGAGGAACUACAGGGAUCAAUGGCAUCAGAAGCUGUUGCGUUGCUCUCUAGUCCAGUUGAUGGAUCAACUGACAUCUCCAGAGACAACCUCCGUAGCUCUAGAGAUAACCUCCGAACAUCUAAAGAUAACCUCCGCGGCUCUAGGGAUAACCUUAACAGCUUAAGGUGUUCAACCGAUAACCUGUUAGGGUCGAAAGGUUCUAAAAAUAACCUUGGAGGCUCAAAGGAUAACUUAAGCUGUGUGAAAAGUGAACUGGGUUCCAAAGAAGGCCUUGAUGUAGCCUCUGAGGAUGCUCCAGGUGGAAUUCUUAUUUUUGAGAAGGUUAAUGUGGAGAUAGUUGAGGAGAAAGGAGAGGAAUCUGGAGAGAAGGGAAAGAAGGUUGGGAAGGAGGGGGAAGGGGAGGGCAGAAAGGAUGGAAGGUUUAGAGAAACUCAUGAUAAUGAUGCUAGUAAAAACGAUGAACUUGAAGAUAAGGAGAGCGAAGAUGAGAAGGAGGAGGUAGACGACGAGGCCAAGGAUGAGGACAGCAAGAAGUUUGACCUGGAGGAUCCUACUGCAAAGCUCAGUGAGGAUGAUCUGGCGGAUUUUGAGGACGAGGAAAAGGAUGAAAAGAGGAACGAAGCGGAGAAUGAUAGAGAUCAGAUAAAAGACGGAUUUACAGAGAAAAAGAAGGAAGCGGAGGAGGAGUUGGAUGAGAUGAAGAUGAGUAUGCUAGAGAAGGAAAACAACGAGGAAGGGGAAAGGGGAGAAGAGAAGAAAGCAAUUGAAGAAGAGGGAGAGAAAGAGGUUUCAGAAGAAUGUUGUAAAGAAAAAGAAGAAUCUGAAGAUGAUGAAGAUGAUAAAGAAGAUUUCGAUGAAGAGGGAAAGGACAAGAUUAAAGAUGAAAAAGAUGUCGACACUCAAGAUCAACUGAGUUCUCUCUCUAGCAGCCCUGAACUUAAUCCUAGAGAGUUAAAGCGUCCUACGAGCCUGGUGGAGCCGGUUAAGGAGAAGGAGAAGGACCAGGACGGAUUCUCCAGCAUUAUAACCUCGCAGAUUAUUGAAUUUAUCUGUGACGAGCAGGGGAUUCAUAUUGAUGUAAUAAGGAAGUGCAUGAUCACCCAGGCGGAGAGGUUCAAGGUGCGGAGUAAAGGGAUAAAGGAGAUGGUUGAACUCCUUCAAAGGGCUCAGCUCAUCCCCUCCGCCAAGUACUCCCUGCUCAACAGCUGGCAGGGGAUUCUCCACCAUGUAAUCGGAACUGGUACAAACCCUCUCCCACACUGCCUCCAGGGGAUAGAGAUGAUUCCUCCAUAUGAAAAGGUUCAAAUUCUCCAGGAUUAUUCCAAGAUACUAAACUGGACUCUUAGUGAACUACGGGAUCUUGUGCACAAAGCGGAAGCGCAGAUGCGCGGCAAAAUCCCUCGUGGUGCGCGGAUGAAGGAGAGUUUGAAUCACCGUGAUCAGAAUGGGAUUGGGACACUAACCUCCUCUAGGUUCAUCCUGAGUAUCUUGGGUAUGCUUACUGCUCACCACUCAGGGCAUGAGCUCAAUAUACUUCUCAACAGCCAGGCUAUAGCACUGGUUCAAACUGUCAUAAGAUUGAUUGGUCCUGAAUGUUACCUGAACCCUCACACUUAUACCUACUCCAAGUCCCAACUGGAAAUAUUUUCAAUAUUUGAAGAUAUGAUGACCAAAUCCAAGAACAGUCAUUCCUCCCUGAGUGGGGCGGAGCUGGCUAAACUUCUGAAGAUCGGAACCCGGGUUGUGAGAGGUAUAGACUGGAAAUGGGGAAACCAGGACGGGAAUGGAGAAGGAAGAGUUAUCGGAGAGUUAGGAGAGGAUGGUUGGAUCAGGGUACAGUGGGAUACUGGAUCAACAAACUCCUACAGAAUGGGAAAAGAAGGAAAGUAUGAUCUUAAGUUAAUUGAACAACCUAUGGCUAGUGAUUCUGAUUCAGAGUCAGAUUCUGAGGAUUGUGAUCAGGUUGAGACAAGAAUACCAUCCACACAACCUUCAAAAUUGAUCAAACUUGCAUGCUACAACAUACUUCGAUCCUUGUGUCUUGGGUCUGGGAUUAAUGCUGGCUCUAUGCAAGAAUCCUCAUUGCUGAAGUGCUCUUCAAUCCUCAGACAAAUCCUUCAGCUUGGUUGCCAGAAAGUUAACAGUAUUGGGGGAGAGCAAUUGCUUCUUGCCAGGGACCAAUACAGAAGCUGGGCAACUCUAGGAUUUCUUCGAGCAAUCUGUUCUGAACCUAACCUCUGUAAGAUGAUGUGCUCACCUGCAUGGAUCAACCUCUUCCUAAAUAUUGUUGAAUGUAAAGAGUCAAGUUUAGAAUCCAACCUUCAAACUCAAGUUCUUAUCUUCCGUCUGAUGGGAAGCGUUCUACCUCACUGUCCCGAGACUGUUGUUGAAAAGCACAAUCUGAUAUGUCGACUCUUUAACUUAGUGGGACACACAGCUCUGAUGUGUCGGACAGAUGGGUCCCAUUACGGAGAUCAGGGUUUACUGCAGAAAGUGAAGAAAGGACGAGGAACCAGGGUAUCGCUUUCUGCUCCGCACUCCAGUACCAUUGUAGAGGAGUGUGUCCGGCUGCUCCGAACCCUGCACAGGAUCCCUACCUGGAACACCAAGAUCAAUGAGUAUAUUUAUCUCAAAAUGAGUUUUGUUAAUGAGAUCAUUACAGAGAUACCCAUCCUUCAGAUGCAAUUAAAUGAGGGAGAUGGAGAGAACUUUACAGCACAACAGUCAUCUGUCAUCUCCUGCUUAUCUCUGAUCGGAGGCUUUGAUUCAAGACCAAGGAUUGGAGGCAAAGUAAUCCUUGAUGAUGGAAACACAGGGAUAAUAUGCGGGAUUAACUACCAUGGAAAGAUAAUGAUACAAAAUAAUGAAGGUCACCAGAAAAAGAUUUCUAUCUCCAGUGUGAACCCUGCACUUGAAGGAUCUUUUGCACUGGAUAAAUUUUCAGUGAAUGAAGAAUCUCUACCAAUAUGGACUUCACUGUUCUUCCUUGCCUCUCAGGACUUCAAGAUAGAGAAGGAAAAGUGGAAGAUACUGACAGAAAACUCCGAUAGUAUCAAUGUGGCUCUCUUGAGGCAGCAGCAGCAAAGGUUAGCAAUACUUAAAGCAAUCAAAGUUCUCUUCACACAUCAGAACAGUUUAAGGCAUGUUCUGAAGCAGAUUGUUCUCUAUGGAUCUUCCUCUGUUGAGUCCUUUGAGGAUACUGAUGUUGAUGACCUUAACAAGAAGGAAGUAAUGCUGAUCCAACGUCUCCUGGUUAAAGCCACCCAACCCUCUCCUGUCAAGGCCAUGUAUCUAGCUGAGGAGUUGGAAUAUGCUGCCCUGGCAGUCUGUCAAUACUUAGCAUCUGCUGCUGCAGCUAAACGAACUAAUCUUGGAUCCCCUGUCAGUCAACCUCCGUCAGAACCUUUCUUAGCUGAGGCUGACGGGGUUCCCCAAGAGACUAAUCUUACCCUACAGCCUCCUGCAACCUCCUCUGUAACCUCUAAGGAUCUGAAAUCCUCUCGACGGAUCCGAGUGAGAGGUUCAGCCCGGAGUUCCUCUCCACCUCCAUCAGCCACUGUCCAGUCUCUCAUAGAUAUGGGUUUCAGUAAACAAGCUGCAGAGAUCGCAAUCAAAGCAUUGGGAGGGAUUGGUGAGAUGACUCCAAGUCCUGAGAGUAUAGUGGGCUGGCUUCUAGAGAAUCAGGAUCAAGUGGUUGAUCUGGACCCUGUAAUACAUUUAGAUGUGGCUGAGGAGGAAGAGGAGUUCUCUGAUACUGAAUCAAUCUCUGAGUCCUUUGAGGAUAUUGAUGCAAGUGGUACUAGCGAGGGUCUCCUGGGAGCAGUCAGUAUCCCACCGGAGAUAUUCAAGAGACGUCCUGACUUCUUAUCCAAUGAUGAGUAUGCGUACUAUGUCAGGGAUCAUAUUCAGACAGGAAUGACAGUAAGAUGCUGUCGGACCUAUGAGGAGGUGCAUGAAGGAGAUAUUGGUAGAGUUACAAAGCUUGACAGAGAUGGACUUCAUGAUCUUAAUGUUCAGAUAUCCUGGCAGAGGAAAGGAGGAACCUACUGGGUUCGAUACAUUCAUGUUGAACUUCUCUCCCAACCUCUCUCCUUGAGUGGGGGUCAACCUAUCAAGGUUGGGGAUAGGGUCAGAGUCAAGGCUUGUGUAACAACCCCAAAGUACAAGUGGGGAUCUGUAAACCAUAGAUCGAUCGGUAUUGUUUCCAGCAUAAAUCCUAACGGACGAGAUGUGACAGUUGAUUUCCCAAUGCAGAGUAACUGGACAGGACUCAUCACAGAAAUGGAGGUUGUUCCAAGCUUCCAUCCAAACAUUGCCUGCAUUGGAUGCAAUCUCAACCCAAUUGCUGGGCCUAGGUUUAAAUGUAAAACCUGUGAAAAUUUUGAUUUUUGUGAGAAUUGCUUUUACAACAAGAACAAUCAUAAGCAUAGCUUCAACAGGAUAGCAGAGCCUGGCAGUGCUGCUGUGUUUGCUGGUCGACCUGGUAGGACAAGAAAGAGAGAGUUUACAACAACCCCUACAGGAGGGUUAGUAGAAGAUUGGUCUGCCUGUGUUAAGGCUUUAACAGUAUCCUCUAGAGAGAGCUGGGCUUACAGGCUCACUGAGAACAGUUCCAGUUACUGGCAGAGCUGUGGACCCCAGGGUCAGCAUUGGAUAAGGAUUGAGAUGCAGCCGGAUGUAGCAAUACAAACUCUGAAGAUGGUGGUAGACCCCGCCGAUUCAACUUAUAUGCCUUCCUUGGUUGUCAUUUCCGGGGGAGAUACCAUAGCAACCCUGAAAGAAAUUUGCUCCGUCAAUGUUUUCAAUAUGGACACAGUUAUUAACCUUCUCAGUAAUGUAAAGGAAUACCACAAGUACUUUGAGAUUGCUAUCAAGCAGUGCUCAAGUGGAGGAAUAGAUUGCAAAAUCCAUGGACUAAGAAUUGUUGGACGAAGGAGGAUUGAGGAUGAAGAGUACUCAUCUGCACUUUCCUUCCUAGCCUCGGAUUCUGAGGAGGUGGAGGAUAGCAUGGCCUUGUAUGGGAAGCACUAUUCCAAAUAUUUUGGGAAAAAAGAGGAGCAUCCCAUAAAGGUGUUUGUCUGGGGACUAAAUGAUAAAGAUCAACUGGGGGGACUGAAAGGAUCAAAAAUAAAACUUCCAUUCUUCUCUGAGGUUCUCUCUGCGAUCAAUCCUGUAUCUAUAGCUGGAGGAUCAAAAUCUCUGUUCCUUGUCUCAAAUGAUGGAAAGGUUUUUGCAUGUGGAGAAGGUACUAAUGGAAGACUGGGUUUAGGACAGGUUGGAAACAUCUCAAUGCCGCGUCAACUCUGCGCUCUCUCCCAGUAUGUUGUGAAGAAGGUUGCAGUGCAUUCUGGCGGGAAACAUGCAAUGGCGCUGACAGUAGAUGGAAGAGUAUUUUCUUGGGGUGAGGGGGAUGACGGAAAGCUUGGACAUUGUUCCAAACUAUCUGUAGAAAAACCUCGAAUCAUAGAAGCGCUAAGAAACAAAAGAGUUAGAGAUAUAGCCUGUGGUAGUUCUCACAGCGCUGCCAUAACAUCCAGCGGAGAGUUAUACACAUGGGGUUGUGGUGAGUACGGUCGUUUGGGACAUGGAGAUAAUGUUACACAACUGCGUCCCAAGCAAGUGAAAGCAUUGGUGGGACACCGAAUAAUUCAAGUUGCCUGUGGAAGUAGGGAUGCCCAAACUUUAGCUCUGUCUGACGAAGGAAUGGUUUUCAGUUGGGGUGAUGGAGACUUUGGCAAGCUAGGUCGAGGUGGUAGUGAAGGUUGUGCUACUCCUGCUAACGUUGAGAAACUUAACGGAAUGGGAAUUACCCAGAUCGAAUGUGGAGCCCAGUUCUCCUUGGCCCUGUCUAAGUCUGGAGUGGUCUGGACCUGGGGUAAAGGGGACUAUUUCCGACUGGGUCACAAUGCUGACCAGCAUGUGAGGAAACCAACUUUAGUUGAGAGCUUGAGAGGGAAGAAGAUAAUUCAUGUUGCUGUCGGAGCUCUUCAUUGUCUGGCAGUCACAGAUUCAGGACAGGUGUUUGCUUGGGGGGAUAACGAUCAUGGGCAGCAAGGAAAUGGGGGAACAACCGUAAACCGGAAACCAGCUCUCGUUCAUGGACUGGAGGGAGUUAAAGUCUCCAGGGUUGCAUGCGGGUCAUCUCACAGCAUAUGCUGGACUACACAGGACACCCAGACUACCAAUGCACAUGAACCUGUUCUAUUCUCAAACUCUAAGGAUCCUCUGGGAACAUUCCUGGUUGGGAGUAAGGAUCUGAACAAUGACUCCUCUAACAUCAAUAAUCCAGGAAUAAAUUCUUCUUGUCUGAAAUCUUCCCGUCUUUCUCUGUCCAAAAUCUUGCUCUCCCUGGAGUCAAAUGCCAGCAAGCAGAAAGCUCUUCAACAUAUCCUUAAUGCUCUCCAGAUUAUAUAUGUUAGAGAAGCUGUUGUAGCUGCCAUAGCCCCACAUAACAAUCUUGCUUCUCCAGUCAACUCAACUGACAAUAAUCUGUUGACCUUCAAUACUUUAGACUCUUCUAGAUCUAAUGUUACCUCUGAUGAUCACCUUCAGGAUGACAUUGGGGAUAUUGCUAUGGGUGGAGGAGAAGCUCCAGCAUGCCGCGGAGAGAUGAGCAGUGUAAGUUUAUCCUUGAAAACCACCCCAGAGUCUGAGGAGUCCUCAGAGAUCUAUCCUGUAUUUGUUGGACCUUCAACCUCUAAAACAUGUAGUUUACCAAGAGGGACAAAUCGAGGUGUCUCUGCUCUUGUUGGAGCUAUGAUUUCUGCCAAAGUUUCAGUUGGGAGACUUGAUAUAGUAAAGGAGUAUCCCCCAGGUAUAGAUGAGUUUACACAUCUCUUUGGUCAGGAUGAUAUCCGUAUGCUGGUUGAUCUACUCAAGCUUGCUGUAGCAGGACGUUGCAGUGAGAAAUCAAGAGAAUCAGUAGCUUCUCUUCUGCAGACCAUGGGUCAAGGUAAUGGAGGAAUAUCAGAUAUGUUGCUGGAACUAUGUGUUACAGAGCUAGAGGAUGUUGCAUCCAACACAGACUCCUCUAGAGCGCCUCCACAGCCUAUAGUUCAGGAAAGCAGUCAUCCCUAUACAGAUGAUGUUACACUGACUGGGCAUGUCAGAAUACCUGGAGCAGAAGCUCUCAGGAUAGAGUUUGACCGUCAAUGUUCUACUGAGAGGAGGCAUGAUCCAUUGACCAUUAUGGAUUCCACAAGUAGGAUUGUUGCCAUAAGGUCAGGUAGGGAAUGGACUGAUUGGUCUCCUGAGCUGAGGGUUCAAGGAGAAGAGAUUAAGUGGAAGUUCAGCUCUGAUGGUUCUGUGAAUGGAUGGGGCUGGAGAUUUACAGUCUACCCUAUUAUGCCUAGUUCAAAUCUUCAGGACAGUCAGUCAGAUCGAGCAGUACUUUCACGUCCCAGUCUAGUACUUGUUACUUGGCUUCUUGAUUCCACCAUGGGUGGAGUAAAUAAGAGCAUUGGGUCCAGACUUGCAGCUGCCCUAGCUGCAUGUGCACAUCUAAGCUCUCUUGGAGCAGCUCAAAGAAUGUGGAGUCUGCAAACCCUGAGACAGUUGAUGACUAGUGGAUAUGGACUGUCUCUCAACAUUUCAGCCUUAGUGUCUGAGCAGGACAUACCUAGACAGGUUUCGGGAUCAGCUUUAGGAGUUCUUCUUAAAGGGUUGCCUGAAAUGUUGUUGAGACAAUAUGAGUAUGAAGAUCCAAUUGUUCGUGGUGGUAAACAUCUUUUCCAUUCAACAUUCUUCAAAGAGCUUGUUGCACUUGCAUGUGAUCUAGGACUGGAUUCCUUGCCAUGCUGUACAGAGACCUACAAGUGGUCCUGGUUCAGAAGAUAUUGUGUUGCAGCAAGAGUAGCCACAGCAUUGAUCAACAGAUCGUCCUUAACCCAACAAUUUUGCCAAGAUGUCAGAAAGAAGAUUAUGGAAAUGUGUGCAGAGAAUGAGAUCUUUACGCUAGACCAUGAGAACCAUAAUAUAUUUAAAUUUGGUCAUGAUGAACAGCUUUUGCUUUGGUUGCAUAAGAAACCUGAAGACUGGACAUUGUCCUGGGGUGGUGCUGGAGCCAUCUUUGGCUGGGGGCACAACCACCGGGGUCAAUUAGGGGGAGUAGAUGGUGCAAAGGUGAAGAUUCCAUCUCAAUGUGAAGCUCUGAGUGUUUUAAGACCUGUUCAGUUAGUUGGUGGUGAACAAACAUUAUUUGCAGUGACUGCUGAAGGGAAGGUUUUUGCUACAGGUUAUGGUGCUGGAGGUCGUUUAGGGAUUGGAGGAACUGAAUCAGUUUGUACUCCAACCUUGUUGGAGAGUAUUCAACAUGUAUUUAUCAAGAAGGUUGCUGUCAACAGCGGAGGAAAACAUUGUCUAGCCCUCUCUACUGAAGGAGAUGUAUUUUCCUGGGGAGAAGGAGAUGAUGGGAAGCUAGGACAUGAUAAUAAGCACUCCUGUGAUAGACCCCGAGUUAUAGAAGGCUUAAGGGGUAAGGAUGUUGUGGAUAUAAGCUGUGGUGGAGCACAUUCAGCAGCCAUAACUAGCUCCGGGGAGUUGUUUACCUGGGGGAAAGGAAGAUAUGGAAGACUCGGACAUGGGGAUUCUGAUGAUCAGUACAAGCCUAAACUUGUAGAAGCACUGAUGGGACAUAGAGUCAUUGAUGUUGCAUGUGGGUCUGGUGAUGCUCAAACCCUUUGUAUAACUGAUGAUGAUAAUGUUUGGUCUUGGGGAGAUGGAGAUUAUGGGAAGUUGGGACGUGGAGGAAGUGAUGGGUGCAAAGAACCCAUGAAGAUCGAGAGUUUGGCUGGGCUGGGUGCCAUAAAGGUUGAAUGUGGAUCACAGUUUUCAGUAUGUCUAAAUAGAGCUGGAUCUGUUUAUACUUGGGGUAAAGGAGAUUACCAUAGAUUGGGCCAUGGUACAGACGAUCAUGUUAGAAGGCCUAGAAAGGUAGCAGCUCUGCAAGGACGAAAAAUUGUCUCUAUUGCAACUGGAUCUCUUCACUGUGUUGCCUGUACAGAUAGUGGAGAAGUAUUCACUUGGGGUGACAAUGACGAAGGACAGCUUGGAGAUGGAUCUACAAAUGCUAUACAGCGACCCAGACUUGUCGCAAUUCUACAAAACAGAAAAAUCAAUAGAGUAGCUUGUGGUUCAGCUCACACCCUUGCCUGGUCUACCAACCGUCCAGUCACUACAAGCAAGCUUCCUUUAACUGUACCACUUGAAUAUGACAUGCUAAAGGAGUUUGCCCCUGUUGUUUUGAGAAAUCGAUUGGUUCUGCUUCAUCAUUUUAGUGAUUUAUUCUGCCCUGGUAUUGCCAUGUUUCCUCUUGGAACAGCCACCAGCCAGACUGGUGAAACAACUGCAGGCAUGGAUAAACUUCGCACCCUUCUUGUCAGCUCAUCCAAAGAAUCAGCUUUUCGAAAAGUUGUACAAGCCACAAUGAUUCGAGACAGACAGCAUGGACCUGUAUUUGAAUUAAAUCGAUUUGGUAUUAAGAAAAGUCGUACUAAAAACAACAGUGGACAUAACAACUCUAAUAAUUUUGAGGGCAACAAGACAGUGUUCACCCAGAUGGUUGGAAAGAUGAGCAGUUUGAACAAUGAAUGCCUCCUUCUACCCCACAGAAUAUGGAAGGUUAAGUUUGUUGGUGAGAGUGUUGAUGACUGUGGAGGGGGUUACAGUGAAUCUAUUGCUGAGAUGUGUGAUGAACUAACUUCCAGUCAACUCACCCUUCUAAUCCCAACGCCCAAUGGCAGGGAUGAGUCUGGAACUAGUCGGGAUUGUUACCUGCUAAAUCCAACCCUACGGUCUCCACAUCACAUGCAGAUGUUCCGGUUCCUGGGCCUGCUUAUGGGUAUUGCAAUCAGAACCGGAGCUCCCCUCAGCCUUAACUUAGCAGAACCAGUCUGGAAGCAAAUCUCAGGGUCCAGUUUAACAACUAAGGAUAUAACAGAGGUUGACAGAGACUAUAUGCCUGGGCUCUUGUGUAUCAGAGAUAUGGAUGGGGAUUCUAAGGCAUUUGCAGCGAUGGAUAUGAACUUCUCUACUCCUAGUGCAGCAGGACAGGAGGUCCAGCUCUCAAACAGGUAUAGAAGGGUUACAGCGGACAAUAGAGCAGAGUACGUCAAGCUAGCAUUAAACUUCAGACUUCAUGAAUUUGAUCAGGCUGUGAGUGCAGUACGUGAGGGAAUGUCCCGUGUGGUCCCUGUCCCUCUCUUCUCCUUGUUUACUGGAUUCGAACUGGAACAGAUGGUUUGUGGGUCUCCUGAUAUACCUCUCCAUCUACUCAGAUCUGUUGCUACUUACAAGGGAGUAGAGCCCUCAGAUCCCCUGGUAUCCUGGUUUUGGGCUGUUAUGGAGGAAUUUGGAACUGCUGAAAGAAGUCUCUUCCUUAGGUUUGUAUGGGGCAGAACUAGAUUACCCAGAUCCAUCGCAGACUUCAGGGGCAGGGACUUCGUGCUUCAGAUUCUGGAUAAAUAUAAUCCUCCUGAUGAUUUUCUGCCUGAAAGCUAUACCUGCUUCUUCCUGCUCAAGAUGCCAAGAUAUUCUUGCAAAGCUGUUCUCAGAGAAAAAUUGAAGUAUGCAAUUCAUUUCUGCAAAUCCAUAGAUACAGACGAGUAUGCCAGGGUUAACCUGCCCAGCGGAGAUGGAGCUAACAGUGACUCCUCCGAGUAUAUGGAGAGUGGGAUGGAUAGUGAUGCUGAACACAACCCGGAGCUAGCUUCUCUACUUUCUAACUAGACCCGGAGCUAGCUUCUCUACUCUCUAACUAGACCCGGAGCUAGCUUCUCUACUCUCUAACUAGACUCUGAGCUAGCUAAUCUACUCUCAAACAAGACCUGGAUCUAGUUUCACUUAAUUUAACUACAUCCAGAGAUAGUGUUUUUCUCUAACAAGACCUUACUCUUAUAAUGGACUCAAGUCAAUCCCUUCUAGUAAUGCCAUAAAUUUGAUCCACUCUUUGCUCUUAAACAAUCCCUUCAAGGUUAGGGAUCAAUAUGAUCCAGAAUUUACUUUUAAACAAGACUUCAAAGUUCCUUCUAAUUUAUUGAUAAUUUGAUUCACCAUUUACUCUUGAACUGGACUCAGAACAGUUCCUUCUAAUUUAUUGAUCAUUUGAUCCACUCCUUGAUCUUGAACUAGAACAAUCCCAUCUAGUUCAUCCAUAACAAUUCAAUCAAUAAAUAAUAAUCAAACUUCCAAUGUGUCACCUUGUUUCUAAGUUCUGACAUUGCACCCCUGAAAAUUGUUUUCAGUAUAUAAAGCAGGGAUGAAUAUACUCUCUUUGUUGUAAAAAGGGAUCAGGCUAUAAAUCCAGUAAAAUGUGAUCACGAUUUAGUUCAUUUUAGUUAAUUUUGUUAUAUGCUAUGUGUGAAGCUUCAGAGGAGAAGAUAUUUUAAUACAAGGGGGAGGGAUGGGCUAUGUAAAAAAUGGCACAGUCUAAUAUUUAUGUUUUUUUUUGCGUCUCUUAUGAAUAUUAAUCUCCAAAACACUUUUGUUAGAUAUAAUUUUUGAAAAUUUAAGAUAAUAAAUAUUUUUUUUAAGUUACAUUAA